Molecule: messenger RNA, 2335 nt
Organism: Lytechinus variegatus (green sea urchin)
Lineage: Eukaryota; Metazoa; Echinodermata; Echinoidea; Temnopleuroida; Toxopneustidae
Product: cystine/glutamate transporter-like
Exons: 11
Coding region: 220-1719 (499 amino acids)
Biological process (GO): amino acid transmembrane transport
Cellular component (GO): membrane
Molecular function (GO): L-amino acid transmembrane transporter activity
Source: RefSeq, a predicted model, not a curated record
CAUCAUGCAUCCCCACCUUGUUGGCCUCAUUGCAUGGUCACGUUAUCUGUUGUUCUUCUUCUUUCUUUUACCACUUUUAGUACCAUAGUAUGAAAAUAUUAUGAUCAGUCUUUAUAGACGUACACAAUCAAUAAUACUGACAAUGGAUCUGAGUUGUUUGGCACAAAUCACUGAUAGCUAUUUUCAAUUGUCGAUCCUUGGUGGAGAAGAACACGAACAAUGUCUCGAAAUCCUGCAUCAUCGCAGUCAACAUCGUCAUCGAUCGUUAGUCAAGGCGGUGAUAAAAAUGAUGUCAAAUUAAUUCGUCAAAUGACUCUGAUUGAUUGUAUUUCGAUAGUGAUUGGUAUAAUCAUCGGUGGAGGGAUCUUCAUAUCCCCUAAAGGUGUGUUGGUGAAUACUGGUAGCACUGGAUGGGCAUUGGUGGUAUGGGUGUUAUGUGGAGUAUUCUCUAUGUUUGGAGGACUAUGCUAUGCUGAGCUUGGGACAACAUUCAAAGUAUCUGGAGGAGACUUCUCUUUUAUCCUGGACGCUUUUGGACCAGUCCCUGCUUUUGUGAGAAUAUGGACUCGAAUAGUGGCUGUUAGGACAGGUUCAAGGGCUAUCAACUCGGUUUCGUUCGCGUAUUAUGUUCUUUUACCUUUCUACAUGGGAUGUGAAGUUCCAUUUGCUGUGACCAGACUCAUAGGGGCCGCUCUCCUUCUUUUAAUCGUUAUCAUCAACUCUCUAAGUGUUCCACUGACGCGCAAGAUCCAAGUUGCAACAUCGGCCUGUAAAGUGUUGGGUCUUAUCGUAAUUAUUGUUGCUGGUUUUUACCAACUUGUAAAAGGUAAUACAUCGAAUAUAGACACUGCUUUUGUUGAAGGGUCUAUAAAAUGGAAGACAAUACCUCUAGCUUUCUACUCUGGACUUUAUGCUUACUCGGGAUGGGAAUUUCUUCCUUCGAUUAGUGAAGAAAUCAUCAAUCCAGGAAGGACAAUUCCUUUGGCGAUUAUAAUAUCUGUCAUCUUCGUCACCAUCAUUUACGUUCUCGCCAACAUUGCUUACUUCACUGUGCUUAACUCGGCUGAACUCCUUGCUUCCAGCGCAGUUGCACUGGACUUUGGUCAACGUGUUUUUGGAAGCUGGUCAUGGAUUCUUAGUGCUGUAGUUGCCAUCUCUAUAGCAGGCAACUUGAACGGUGGAUCAAUAACUUUUGCCAGAGUAUUAUUAGUAGCAUCUCGUGAAGGACACAUCCCAAAGGUUCUCUCGAUGGUACAUAUAAAUCAGAAGACACCACUUCCAGCCGCUGCAGGCCUGCUACCCAUCUCAAUCAUAAUGUUGAUAAGCGGGGAUGUCAGUAGUUUGAUCAACUACACUGGUUUUGCCGGCUGGUUCUUUACUGCUUUAGCCUGUGCAGUCAUCCCGUAUUAUAGAUGGAAGUAUCCUAACCUGAAACGUCCCUUUAAGGUUCCUCUUGUGAUACCAAUCAUCUUUGUGUGCUGUGCAUUGUUCCUGGUUGGUAUGUCAAUCUACAGCAGUCCUGUAGAUUGUGGAAUAGGUUUAGCCAUUACUCUUCUAGGGAUACCAGUCUACUAUGUGGGCGUGGCUUGGAAGAAUAAACCAAAAUGGUUCAAAAAUGGAAUGGAUAACCUGACAGUUUUCUUGCAGCAGGUAGUGAUGGUUGUUCCACAGGACGGCGAUGAUGAAAUGAAGGAAAAACUUCAAUUUAAGGCUGAAUAAUUGGGCCUAAGAGUGCUGAAAAACACACAAAAAUGAAUGGAAGAUGAGCUCACACCCAUCAGAGACGUCCUGUAGUUAACUAGUUAUUAAUUUAUGUUUAUUAAAGAAAUAAUCUUUUUUCUCUUGUUUUUAUUUUGUAUAAAAAAAUAAUUAAUAAAAUACACGAAAAUACAUGAAAAUCAAUAAUUAUUUGCAACGGUGGAUUGCCCAUUUCAGUGACAUUUGAAAAGGGUUACUGGUCUUCUAAGGGGUAUUGAUUAAAAGAAAAUAACUUAAUGAUGUAAGAUUUAAAAUGAAAUCAAAUCAUUAAAAUAGUGAUUGAAAAAAAACAAGAAACCUAACAAACCCGGACAAAAUAAUAUGUAAUGCAACUAUUAACCAUGAUCCCUGACAAUAAGGACUAAAUCAUUAAAGAAAUGUUUUACCGGUGAUACAAAUUUUGAAAACCAUGUCAACGCUUUGUGCAAGUCAGCCCCGGUGUACAUGUAUUUGCUAUUGUCCAAGGCAAGCAACCUGUCUUCUGUAUACUUUAGCUAAAGCAGUUGUUGUUUAAUAAUAAGCCCUGACACCGGAUUGCACUCAGGAUUAGGACAUGAGUUUGGUUGAGAUGAUAUAA